Aspergillus caelatus is the source of this 1219-nucleotide messenger RNA. Its product is annotated as ribonuclease H-like domain-containing protein. Gene Ontology annotation, molecular function: RNA-DNA hybrid ribonuclease activity; nucleic acid binding. The record is from RefSeq and is a predicted model, not a curated record. Bases 116 to 973 code for a protein of 285 amino acids. NCBI's taxonomy places the organism in Eukaryota, Fungi, Ascomycota, Eurotiomycetes, Eurotiales, Aspergillaceae. Gene Ontology annotation, biological process: DNA replication, removal of RNA primer. The transcript has a single exon.
CUUAUCUCCCUCUCAAGUAUCCGAACGAUUUCAACUCACUCGAAGGAAGAAAUCCCCCUAAUAUCACUCUACUCCUUCAUAUUUGCGCCUUGACUCUCAACAACUAGCCUGAAAGAUGCCUUGGCGCCCAGACAGCCCUAUCGAACUUCCCAAUGGUCGCUUAGUGUGUGGUCAACAUCGGCUCGUCGUCUGUUAUAUCUGCACUGUCGAUUAUAGCUUUAUGGAAGAAAUAUUAGCAGAGGAUCAAGACUCUGAUGAUGAAGAUGUGAUCGAUGAGGAGACAAAAAUUGACGAGAUGCUGCGACUGAGAGUCGGUACAGGACGCGUCAUUCCCACAAAAUUUCGCCCUCAAAACUCCAAGGAUACUCCACAGUCACUUUUCCCACCUGGAACUACCGAUGCCUCGCCAUGUGUAUGCCGGUUCAUUCAUCGAAACAACGCCAAACAAUUGCUUCUCUACACAGACGGUGCAUGCUUAGAUAAUGGUGGAGAGAAACCCAGAGCCGGCUAUAGCGUUGUUUUUAAGCCUCCCAUAACACCACCUAACGAUGCAGGCUACAUAGGCUUCCGUCUUGAAAACGAAGGGCCUACUGGUGAAGCGCAUCCGCAAACAAGCAACCGAGCAGAGCUACGCGCCGUUAUUGCAGCUUUACGAUUCCGGUUCUGGACGAGCGAGGGGUUCAACAGUCUUGUUAUUGCGACGGAUUCGAAGUAUGCUGUUAAUGGCGCGACAACCUGGGUACGCGGAUGGCUAAAAAGAGACUGGAAGACAACCACAGGAGCAGCGGUUAAGAACCGGGACCUUUGGGAGUGUCUACUUGGAGAAAUAGAACGAUGGGAUAGCAAUGGCAUGCAAGUCAAAUUCUGGCAUAUUCCAAGAGAUUGGAAUAAGGAUGCGGACUCCCAUGCUAAACAUGCUGCUGCUGAGGAUACACGAAGAUGCUUCAUGGAUGUUAAGGGCAUGUUUGUCUAAACCCAUAAGCUUACAAGGUUAACCAUCAGGCCUUGCAAUAAGGUGGCACUUAGUGGUUUUUGAUCUGUGGGUAUGUCAAUGCUACUUCAUCUAUUUUAUCGGUUGAGAGACGUCGACUUCCAGUCAAUUCAACGCGCAUGAAAAACGAUCGACUAUGAACAGGUUGGCUGGUCAAGGCCAUUCUUAGUUUCUGGUUUUCAUUCAAGCUCGCUACAUUUAGUACCAAUAAAUUUCAUAAUAUGCGCA